Molecule: messenger RNA, 1054 nt
Organism: Orcinus orca (killer whale)
Lineage: Eukaryota; Metazoa; Chordata; Mammalia; Artiodactyla; Delphinidae
Product: immunoglobulin kappa light chain-like
Exons: 4
Coding region: 123-857 (244 amino acids)
Biological process (GO): immunoglobulin production; immune response
Source: RefSeq, a predicted model, not a curated record
UCCCCCACCAGGGGAUUUGCAUGUUGUUCCCGAGGGAGGACCUUCCCCUGCAAGUGUGAGAUAAAAGCUCAGCUCCAGUCGUGCUCUGACUUAUCAGGACUCAUCAAUUCCAGCUUCUGAAAAUGGGUUUGCCUGCUCAGCUCUUGGGCCUCCUCAUGCUCUGGGUCCCAGGAUCCAAUGGGGAUAUUGUGCUGACCCAGACUCCACUCUCCCUGUCUGUCAUCCCUGGAGACCCGGCCUCCAUCUCCUGCAGAUCCAGUCAGAGCCUCCAAGAUAGUGACGGAGACACUUACUUGAAUUGGUACCUGCAGAAACCAGGCCAGUCUCCACAGCUUCUGAUCUAUGGAGCUUCCAACCGGGCCUCUGGGGUCCCAGACAGGUUCACUGGCAGUGGGUCAGGGACAGAUUUCACACUAAAAAUCAGCAGGGUGGAGGCUGAGGACGCUGGAGUUUAUUACUGCCAGCAAGACAUGGAAGAUCUCUCACUCACUGUGGCUUAUACGUUCGGCCAGGGGACCAAGGUGGAAAUCAAACGCUCUGAUGCUCAGCCAUCUGUCUUCCUCUUCCAACCAUCCAAACAGCAGUUAGAGACCGGAAAUGCCUCUGUCGUGUGCUUAGUGAAUGGCUUUUACCCCAAAACUAUCAAAGUCAGUUGGAAAGUGGAUGGAGUUGUCCAAGACAGCAACAUCCAGGAGAGUUUCACUGAGCAGGACCGCAAGGACAGCACAUACAGCCUCAGCAGCACCCUGACGCUGUCCAGCUCCGCGUACCAAAGCCAUAGUCUCUAUACCUGCGAGGUCAGUCACCAGUCCCUGGCCUCCGCCCUGGUCAAGAGCUUCAAUAAGAACGACUGUUAGAGCGAGAGGCCUGCAGGCUCGUCCAUCACCUGGGCUGGGUCCCAGCCCCCUUCCUCGCCUCUUCAGGCCUCGGGCCCUUUUCCCUAUUGCAAUCCUCCAGCCCAUCUCCCCACCUCACCGUCCUCCCCCUCUUUGGCUUUAAUCAUGCUAAUGUUGGGGGGAAAAUGAAUAAAUAAAGUGAAUCUUUGCACCUGUGA